AUGGAAGAAUCAAACAUGGCCCAAGCUUCUUUUAUUUGCCUUCUCCUCAGUUUUUCCAUCAUAUUUCCUUCGAAUGCAGCCGACAUAAGCAUAGACUGUGGAUCAUCAAGUUCUCACGUUGACGCGGACAACAGAACGUGGGUGGGAGACACAGACUUCGUAAACGCCGGUUUGACGUCUAAAUAUGCACCUUUAAUCAAAACGGAUGAUUCUCUAACCACACUCCGGUAUUUUCCUACGGGGGAUACCAACUGUUACACCAACAUUCCAGUGGAUAAAGGUGGGAAAGUGUUAGUUAGGACGAGAUUCAACUACGGAGACUACAAUAAAGAAUCCAAGGCUCCGAGGUUCGAUGUCGUUUAUGAUGGAAAACAUAGAGAUUCCGUCAUCACAACGACAUUCGUCGGCGGUACUCGAUCGGAAGCGAUAUUUAUUCCUGAGAGCGGGAAUACCAGUGUUUGCUUUGUUCGCACGCUUUUGAACGAGCACCCUUUUGUGUCUACCAUUGAAGUACGGAGGUUGGACGACUCUAUGUAUACAGAUCUUGGCCCUAAGGAAGGUUUCAUCCUCCAGCAAAGGACCGCCUACGGUGCGCAGGAAUUAGUAAGGUCUCCGUUUGAUCCUUAUGAUAGAAUGUGGCAGCCGGCAACGGUUGCGGUCACACAUCUAAAAAGUUCUGCCAUUUCUAUCAACACAACAGGGGCUGACAAUAGACCACCAGAGAUUGUCCUUCGGACAUCUUGGUCAAAGAAGGACAUGGCUUUCUAUGAUAUAAGCCUACCUUUUUCCGGACUAACAUUUUACAUUGUCAUGUAUUUCUCGGAACCGCUAAGCCUUAGUCCCGACCAAAAGCGAUCUUUUUACGUUUACUAUGACAACAAGCAAGUGGGUCUAAAUCUAAUUGUGCCACCUUUCGGGGCAGUGAUGCAAGCUUCUCUGAGGGGUGUGGUGACGAGUAGGCUUCCUUAUCUGACAUUUAAAGGUACACCGGACUCAAAUUUGGACCCACUCAUCAACGCUCUCGAGCUCUAUGUCAUUAGCAAUAGUGGUGGAAACGGGACUAAUUCAACAAGCACGAGCGGUGGAAGCAGCCCUAGCACCGGCGGUGGUGGUGGUGGCAGUCCUAGCACCGGCGGUGGUGGUAGCAGCCCAAAGACUGGCGGUAGUGGUGGUGGCAGCCCUAGCACUGGCGGUGGUAGUGGCAGUCCUAGCACUGACGGAGGUGGUGGAGGCAAAUCCGAAGAAUCUUCAGGGAAGUCCGAAGAGGAGAAAAGCAGCAACAGCUUAGCAUUACCACUUGGUAUUUCAUUUCCGUCGUUGUUGGUUCUUGCAGCUAGUGGUUGGGGUGCCUGGAACUAUUUCAUCAAACCCAAGCGCCACCGCGAAUCAGAAUUACCGCUCAAACAGAAUAUAAACGUACAAGUGAAUGUGGGAAACAACAUGGGGAAUGCAACAGUGAAUACUGGGCAAUGACGAACGACUUCUACAACAUCUUGA
This is a messenger RNA of Camelina sativa (false flax), 1497 nucleotides long. RefSeq lists its product as uncharacterized. NCBI's taxonomy places the organism in Eukaryota, Viridiplantae, Streptophyta, Magnoliopsida, Brassicales, Brassicaceae. The record is from RefSeq and is a predicted model, not a curated record.